AUGAGCUCUUACUUUGUAAACUCGUUCUCAGGGCGCUAUCCAAAUGGCUCCGACUAUCAGUUACUAAAUUAUGGGACUAACGGCGCUGUGAGCGGCUCCUUCAGAGACCCUGGCACCAUGCACUCCGGGUCUUUCGGCUACAACUACAAUGGCAUGGACCUAACCGUGAACCGCACCAACGCGGGCAACCACUUCGGUGCCGUGCGAGAUGACACCCGUGGAUUCGCGCCGGAUGCCCGCUACAGACAGACGCCCAAUUGCUCGCUCUCAUCCCCGGACCCGGUGCAGCCCCAGCCACCUCCGUCCUGCGCAAACAGGGAGCAACUGGAACUAAAAAGCCCUUCUCCACCGUCUGACCGGAGCGCGACCUCAGCUUCCAACAACAAAAACAGCGGAGCGCACUUCACGGAGAUAGACGACGGUGGCGCGGUGGUGUCUGAGAGCGAGGAGGGCGCACACGGCAGCGGAGGGUCCAGCUCUGUUCCACGCUCACAGCAGCAGCAGCAGGAGCCCAGUGCCACCUCAUCGGCUCCUACAGAUUGCCAAACGCCGCAAAUAUUCCCUUGGAUGCGGAAACUGCACAUAAGCCAUGAUAUGACUGGACCAGAUGGGAAAAGGGCCCGAACUGCGUACACCCGCUACCAGACUCUAGAGCUGGAGAAAGAGUUUCACUUCAAUAGAUACCUAACCAGACGGCGGAGGAUAGAGAUAGCCCACGCCUUGUGUCUUUCCGAAAGACAGAUCAAAAUCUGGUUUCAAAACCGCCGGAUGAAAUGGAAGAAGGACAAUAAACUGAAAAGCAUGAGUCUGGUGACAGGAGGCAGCGCCUUCCACAACUGA
Boleophthalmus pectinirostris (great blue-spotted mudskipper) is the source of this 840-nucleotide messenger RNA. It is a transcript of the gene hoxb5b, whose product is annotated as homeobox B5b. NCBI's taxonomy places the organism in Eukaryota, Metazoa, Chordata, Actinopteri, Gobiiformes, Gobiidae. Gene Ontology annotation, cellular component: nucleus. Gene Ontology annotation, biological process: regulation of transcription by RNA polymerase II; anterior/posterior pattern specification. Gene Ontology annotation, molecular function: DNA-binding transcription factor activity, RNA polymerase II-specific; RNA polymerase II cis-regulatory region sequence-specific DNA binding. The coding region runs from base 1 to 840 and encodes 279 amino acids. The record is from RefSeq and is a predicted model, not a curated record. The transcript is spliced from 2 exons.